GCUCAAGCCCACUUCAUUGACACUUCGAUUCCAAAAAUAACAACAUCCGGUGUUUUGUAAUAUCUGUUGCUGUUUCUGUCUUCUUGGCAGCAAGAACAACUUCAAAUCUCUCUAUUACUCUUCGCAAAGAUUUUCGCUAGGGUUUUAAUUUUCAUCAAUGGCUUCACAUCUCGAUGAUGAUGAUGAUUUCGGUGGAGAUUUUGCCGAAAAUCGGCGCUCAGUUAGUAAACGGAGUUUUGGGGAGCUUGAUGAUGAUGAGGAUGAUAUAUUUGGGUCUGCAAAAAAGGUAAAUGCUAAGUUGGAAGAGACAGCUCCUGGGGUAGCAACAGGAAUGAUAUUGUCCCUUCGGGAAAGUCUUCAGAACUGCAAGGAUGAGCUAGCAAAAUAUGAAACGGAGCUGGAAUCUUCAAAAUCUGAAAUUCAGAAAUGGCAUUCUUCAUUUCAAAAUGAGUCUUUUAUAUCACCAGCUACAACUCCAGAACCUAAAUUGGUGGUUAACUAUAUCCGAACCUUAAGAUCGUCAGAGAAGUCUCUUAAAGAGCAGCUAGAAAAAGCAAAAAAAAAAGAAGCUGCAUUCAUUGUCACAUUUGCCAAGCGGGAACAAGAAGUAGCUGAAUUGAAAGCAGCAAUUCGAGAACUAAGAGCACAACUGAAGCCCCAGUCUUUGCAGACUAGGAAGUUAUUGCUAGAUCCUGCAAUACAUGAAGAAUUUUCACGUUUAAAGAAUCUAGUUGAGGAGAAGGAGAAAAAGGUUAAAGAGUUGCAGGACAACAUUAAUGCAGUUAAUUUUACACCAAACAGUAAGAUGGGGAAGAUGCUAAUGGCAAAAUGCAAGACCUUGCAAGAGGAAAAUGAGGAAAUAGGCAAUCAAGCUUCUGAGGGGAAGAUGCAUGAAUUAUCGAUGAAAGUUGCUUUGCAAAAGUCUCGAAAUGCAGAACUCCGGAAUCAGUUUGAAGGACUUUGUAAGAAUAUAGAGGUGCUGACAAGUGAUGUUGAGAGAUCUAAUGAAAUGGUCGUAAUCUUACAAGACAAAUUGGAAGAGCGGGAUGCUGAAAUUGAAAGAUUGAAGCUUGAGCUGGAAAAAAGAAAUGAAGUCAAAAAAAUCGAUCCAGCUCCAAUUGUUACAGACGAGCCUGUGUCAACUGAAGCUGAGGAUGUACCACAAACUGACCUUGAACAGAUUUGAAGUCGAUCAUUGAUCCGUCACCUGUUAUAUACUCAUGUGUUGUACUGUACAUUAUCAUAUUUGGUUCUUUGUAGACAUCAUUAGACUUUCAAAGAAAUAACUUAGUUUUAGAAAGCACAGCCAAUUGCUAAAUUUUUGGUGGGAGGGAUUUUUUCACCUACCCAGCGAUGCGUUUCAUGAUCGUAAUUCAUAGUAUUGAUUCAGGAAUGAAGACUAACAAACUCGAUUACUAGCUAAUAAUAAGCUAGUAUAUUUAAUGCCACCAAAACAGCUUCUUCACUCAUGACUCAUGAGUCAUGGGUAGAGGUCGUUUUGGGCCAAUUUGCAGAGCCCGACCUUGAAUUAGGUUCGUCAACAGCACCAUCCAGUCUGUUCUAAUAUCGGGUUUAGGCACAAGUUAAAGUGAUCUAGAAUUGGCUGUCUUUUUUGUUGUUUUUAAAGUUUUAUUAGUGGAUUAGGAUCGAGGUUCUAAUUGAAUUUGAGAUUGCUACAACUAAUUAAUUUUUUUUAUAUAAAAAAGCUAUUGUAGCAA
This is a messenger RNA of Amaranthus tricolor (Joseph's coat), 1718 nucleotides long. Its product is annotated as FKBP12-interacting protein of 37 kDa. The record is from RefSeq and is a predicted model, not a curated record. Gene Ontology annotation, biological process: regulation of alternative mRNA splicing, via spliceosome. The coding region runs from base 158 to 1186 and encodes 342 amino acids. Gene Ontology annotation, cellular component: nucleus. The transcript is spliced from 14 exons. Lineage: Eukaryota; Viridiplantae; Streptophyta; Magnoliopsida; Caryophyllales; Amaranthaceae.